CCUCCUUUUUUCUCCGGUAUGGAACAAACGGAAUGUGUGGCCUACGCUUUUCUUAUGUGAAUCAAACGGCGUCGUUUUUCCUCUUUAUACUAUUGAAGAGCAUGUUAAUGAUCGCUCUGUUCUUCUGUUCUGCUUUCACUAUAAAUGCGUUGCAACCAUGCUUGGCAGCACAGAGCAUCCAAUUGGGCAUUAAUGAUAUAGUUGUAUCUGGUGGUAUGGAAAGCAUGUCUAAUGUCCCCAAAUACAUUGCUGAAGCAAGUGAGCCUGAGGCUAAGCCAAUGCGGAAGCUCUCGAUGUCAUUGGACCCACACAUAUGGAGGAUGACUUUGCUAUACAAAGCUUUGAGCGUGGUAUUGCUGCCAGAGAUAACGGUGCCUUCACAUGGGAAAUCACUCCUGUUGAAGUUCCUGGCCCAAGAGGCAAAACAUCAAAUAUCGUUGAUAAGGAUGCCGAUUUGGGAAAUGUUUAAACUGGAUGAAGAUUAACUAGUGCUGGUUGGAGCUGUUAUGGCAGCGGUGGUUAAUAGUGGUCCUACUUAUUGAGUCACCUGUCGACUAUGGUUUCAAUUAUCCAAAUGUUUGCAGAAAUUGGCGGAAGCAUCAAAUCAGGACGUUGAUUUUUGCUGCAGAAGCUUUUGAGCUAAUACCCAGUUUGGAUCGAUAGGAAAUUCCAACAUACUUUGCUAGGAAACAGUUUGGAUUCAUCGAGUAUUUUGUCCUAUUUUCGCGAUUUUAACUGCAUAUUUUGGCAGAUUGGUGUUCAUCUUACAUUGCAACAGCAGGUGGACUUCAUCGGUAGUUAUGACACUUCAUCGGUAGUUAUGACAAAGAUGAAAUGAGAGGCCUUGUUAUUGAAGCUCAAGAAGAUAGUAACCAACAUAAAUUCUAGUGACAUUAUUUUUUGAAUAUGUUUAAAAUCAUUUUGUACUUCAUGUUUAAUGCUUUUGCAUUCUAGAUUGAACCUUUCUACUUGAUAAGGUCUUCUCAUCGGUUUGAGCCCAAUACUUUGUUGAGAUGUAUAGUACAGUGAUUUAGAAUUUUGUUGGAUGUGAUGGUUUUAAAUUGGUUGUUUCCAGAUUUCCUAGUAAUGGAUACCUUCUUUAAGUUUUUCUUAUA
Erigeron canadensis is the source of this 1115-nucleotide messenger RNA. RefSeq lists its product as uncharacterized. The record is from RefSeq and is a predicted model, not a curated record. Gene Ontology annotation, molecular function: acyltransferase activity. Lineage: Eukaryota; Viridiplantae; Streptophyta; Magnoliopsida; Asterales; Asteraceae. The transcript is spliced from 8 exons. Bases 33 to 485 code for a protein of 150 amino acids.